Molecule: messenger RNA, 3420 nt
Organism: Chironomus riparius
Lineage: Eukaryota; Metazoa; Arthropoda; Insecta; Diptera; Chironomidae
Source: the annotation of a GenBank genome assembly
AUGUUAAAAUUUAUUCGAUCAAAGGGACAUCAUCAACAGCCAUCAGCUGAACGACAAAAAUUACAAAAGGAAUUGUAUGCAUUUCGUAAGACUGUUCAGCAUGGAUUUCCUCAUAAGCCAUCUUCAUUGGCCUAUGAUCCGGUUUUAAAAUUAAUGGCAAUCGGCACAACAGUUGGUGUCAUUAAAGUAUUUGGUCAACCCGGCGUUGAGUUUUAUGGACAGACAACGCCGAUAAUUACAUCAACAAAUCCAACUCAGUCAGACUGUUUGGUGCAAAUACUUGAGUUUAUACCGGGCAAUGGACGUUUGCUUUCAUUGACAUCGAACAAUCAAUUGACAUUAUGGGAGCCAGCUGGAACAAUGCUUGUUGCCAUCAAAACAUUGGCACUUGAGAAGUUUAAAAAAGUUUCAACAUUAUGCUGUUCCUACAUUAAAGACCUCUUAUGGAUCGGUACUGAAGGUGGAAAUGUUUAUCAGUUUGACUUAAAAACUUUCCAAAUAAAGGAAUCAACCAUUUUUCAUGAUGCUGUUUAUGAUCAAUUGCCUUCAUCAUACAAACUGAAUCCCGGUGCAAUUGAAUCAAUCAAACAAUUACCAAAUCAGCCUCAUUUGUUGUUGAUUGCAUAUAAUCGAGGUCUUGCCGUUUUGUGGGAUUUGGAUGAGAAUAAAGUUGUUCGUUCUUUUGUUUCUCCUGGACAUGGACAGAGUGUUGGAAUUUAUGUCAAUCAAGAAGGAAGCCAAUUUACAUGGUAUCAUGCUGAUGGAUCAUUUGCAACGUGGGAUGUUGAGAGCACUAAUGAGCCAGAAAAUGUAAAAUAUGUUCCAUAUGGACCUGAUCCAUGUAAAGCAAUCGAUCGUCUCGUACGUGGUUUUCGUGGUGACAAUGAGCUGAUUAUUUUCUCGGGUGGAAUGCCGCGAUCAGCUUACGGAGAUCAUCAAUGCAUUUCUGUUCACUGCAAGGAUGGAACAAAAAUUGCACUUGAUUUUACAUCGAAGGUCAUCGACUUUUUUGUGACAUUUAAAGACAUUGAAAGUGUCAAUGAGAAGUCACAGGCUGAAGUAUUGAUUGUUUUAUUGGAAGAAGAAUUGGUUGCAUAUGACUUAACACAAAAAUCAGUACCUCUGGUAAAUGCACCUUACUUGCAUUCUCUUCAUGCAUCAGCAGUAACAUGUAAUCAACUUGUUUCACAAGUUACUGCAGAAGUUUAUGAUAAAAUUGUUCAAGCCGGCAUUCAACAAUAUAUUAAGUUUAGCGACAUACCAUGGCCACUUAACGGAGGCGAUGUUGCAGAGCGUCCUAAUGAUUCUAAUAUUACUGAAUAUGAAAUUUUAUUAACUGGUCAUGAAGAUGGUUCAGUUAAAUUCUGGGAUUGUUCUGAUGUUUGUCUUACUCCACUUUUGCAUGUCAAAACGGCUCAAUUAUUUGGUAAUAGCGAUGAUUUGGAUCAACCACGAGAAGAUGAUUUGGAAUGCGACGAUGGUGAACCACCAUUUAGAAAAGCUGGACAAUUUGAUCCUUAUUCUGAUGAUCCACGUUUGGCAGUUAAGAAAAUAUCAUUAUGUCCCAAAACUGGUGUUCUGAUUAUUGCCGGUACUGCUGGAAAUAUUGUUGUUGCAACCUUAGAAGAUUCUCCCGUUACAAAUUCAGAAGGGAUUCGAACGACAACAAUGGAUUUAGUAAGUGAGCAUCUUGGAUUCAUCUGGAAAGGUCACGAUCCAUUGAAAGUUAAACAGCAAUUGCUUGAACAAAGUCAACCAUUAGCAGAUGGCGUUGAAGUUAUGGGAGUUUUACAAAUAAAGCCACCAGCAGCCAUCACAUGCAUAGCAUUGCAGUCAAAAUGGGGUCUGUUAUCUGCAGGAACUGCACAUGGUUUGGUUUUAUAUGAUUUUAUAAAUAAUAGACCAGUUUUGCAUAAAUGUACAUUAAAUCCAAAUGAUUUAACUGGUGCUGGUGAGCCAAUUUCAAGAAGAAAGUCAUUUAAAAAAUCCUUAAGAGAAUCAUUUAGACGUUUACGUAAGGGAAGAUCAACUAGAAAUAAUCAGCCCAAUAUUCCUGCUGAAACAAGACCUGUUGAACGUCAAAUCGAGGCUCGUCAAGUCGAUGAUGGCAUGGGUUCCAUGAUUAGAUGUUUAACUUUUGCCCAAACAUACAUUACUAAUGUCAAUUCCACUGUACCAACUUUAUGGUCUGGAACCAAUUCAAGUUGCGUAUCUAUUUUCAUAUUGCACAUUCCACAACCUAAUACUACAUCAGAAGAAACCCCAAGACCAAUUAUGGGACAGUUGGCAAAAGAAAUACAAAUUAAACAUAAAGCUCCAGUCAUUGCAAUUUCAUUGUUUGAUGCUCUCAAUGUGCCUCUAGAUUUCCAAGACACUCCUGGCGUUGGACCUCAUAAAGUAGUAAUAGCAUCAGAAGAGCAAUUUAAAUUGUUCUCUCUUCCACAAUUGAAGCCCAUAAACAAAUUCAAACUUACGGCACAUGAAGGAGCUCGUGUACGACGAAUGCAAUUUGGUGAAUUUACAUGCUCUGUGUCACCUGAUCAAUUGAAUCCUAGUCCUCAAAAAGGAGUACGCCCAGCAUCACCAUUAGCAGCACCUCCACCUCCCGACAAUGCUGACAGUCCAGUUGAAAAUAUUUUAUAUAAAGAAUAUGCAUUGCUUUGCCUUACAAAUUUGGGAGAUGUUCUAGUUCUAUCCAUUCCGGAAUUUAAGCGUCAAAUCAACGCUGCAGCGAUUCGUAGAGAAGAUAUAAAUGGCAUUUCAUCACUUUGCUUUACAAAUCAUGGUGAAGCUCUUUACAUGAUGUCAUCAUCGGAAAUUCAACGUAUAACCUUGUCUGGGAAAAAAAUUGUCUCACCAAGUGGAUCAAUCGAUUUGGAGGAUUGGGAUGAUGAACGGGAUAUCGAUGAGAUUAUUGAUCAUAAUCCAGAAACUGAGGAAGGAAAUGAAAAUACAACAAUUGAAGCGGUAACGCCUUUGAGUGGAGCUGGAAGUGAUAUCGCAGUUAAUGGAAACGAACGAUUAACGAAUGGAGUCGAAGCUUCACCAACAAGUAUCACAAACAACAACUUGGGAAAUGACACUAUUUCAAGUUCUAUGGGCGACAUCACAAUAGAUUCUGUUCGAGAUCAUUUAAAUUCGACAGUUACAACCUUAUGCUCUACAACGACAGAAGAGAUUGUUGGACGUUUAUCAGUUCUUUCAACAUCAACAAAUAAUACAACAACUAGUUUAAAUCCAAAAGAAAUCAUGGACAUAAAGACAUUAAAGGAUGUAAAUGUAGGCGGUGAAACGAAUGAGACACAUCAGAACGCAGUAAUUGUGAAAUCUGUUAUAACGACAAUAUCACAUGGAGCAACUAAUGGUGAUGCCGACAAGACAACAACGACAACUUACACUCGAAAAGAGAGUCAAUUUUAA